ACUCAUCGUGUAAUUGUGCAUUCUCACUUUGGUGUUAAAAGUACUGAAUAUUUGUUAUUGUAAAAAGUGUUCGUAUUAUAUACAAAAUGGCAGAAGUGGCAGACCCCGUUCGAGAAAAAUGUUUAAUAGAUUAUCGGAAGAAAUUGUUAGAACACAAAGAAGUCGAGUCUCGGUUGAAAGAAAUGAGAGAUGAGUUGAAAGAAUUGACUAAACAAUAUGACAAAUCAGAAAACGAUCUUAAAGCUUUACAAAGUGUCGGACAAAUAGUUGGCGAAGUCCUAAAGCAACUUACAGAAGAAAAGUUUAUUGUUAAAGCCACCAAUGGACCAAGGUACGUAGUCGGCUGUAGAAGGCAGUUGGAUAAAGCUAAGUUAAAAUCUGGGACAAGAGUAGCUUUAGACAUGACAACCUUAACUAUUAUGCGAUAUCUGCCUAGGGAAGUAGAUCCUUUAGUUUAUAAUAUGUCCCAUGAAGAUCCGGGGGAUGUUACAUAUUCCGCUAUUGGAGGCUUAGCUGAACAGAUUCGUGAACUCCGUGAAGUCAUUGAACUUCCUUUAAUGAACCCGGAAUUAUUCUUACGUGUGGGUAUUACUCCUCCUAAAGGUUGCUUACUAUAUGGCCCGCCAGGAACUGGUAAAACAUUACUGGCUCGAGCCGUUGCUUCUCAACUUGAUGCAAAUUUCCUUAAAGUUGUAUCGAGUGCUAUUGUCGAUAAAUAUAUAGGAGAAUCUGCCAGACUAAUAAGAGAAAUGUUCAACUAUGCUAAAGAUCACCAACCUUGUAUAAUUUUUAUGGAUGAAAUUGAUGCUAUUGGUGGUAGGAGAUUUUCUGAAGGCACAUCAGCUGAUCGUGAAAUUCAGAGAACCUUAAUGGAACUUCUAAACCAAAUGGACGGUUUUGACUCGUUGGGUCAGGUUAAAAUGAUUAUGGCAACUAAUAGGCCGGAUACAUUAGAUCCCGCUUUAUUGAGACCCGGAAGACUUGAUAGAAAAAUUGAAAUACCACUGCCAAAUGAACAAGCACGCUUAGAAAUUCUUAAAAUUCAUGCUGCACCUAUAGCGAAACAUGGUGAAAUUGAUUAUGAAGCAGUAGUGAAAUUAUCAGACACUUUCAAUGGGGCUGAUUUAAGAAAUGUAUGCACAGAAGCUGGACUGUUUGCUAUCAGAGCUGAAAGAGAGUAUGUUGUACAAGAAGAUUUGAUGAAAGCUGUUCGUAAGGUUGCAGAUAAUAAAAAACUUGAAAGCAAAUUAGAUUAUAAACCAGUUUAGAUAGGAAAAAUAUAAUAUAAAGAAAUUAGGUUUUCUGAAACAAGUUUGUUUUGAAAAAA
Ctenocephalides felis (cat flea) is the source of this 1327-nucleotide messenger RNA. Its product is annotated as 26S proteasome regulatory subunit 10B. Lineage: Eukaryota; Metazoa; Arthropoda; Insecta; Siphonaptera; Pulicidae. Gene Ontology annotation, biological process: positive regulation of RNA polymerase II transcription preinitiation complex assembly. Gene Ontology annotation, molecular function: ATP hydrolysis activity; ATP binding; proteasome-activating activity. The coding region runs from base 87 to 1268 and encodes 393 amino acids. The record is from RefSeq and is a predicted model, not a curated record. The transcript has a single exon. Gene Ontology annotation, cellular component: proteasome regulatory particle, base subcomplex; cytosolic proteasome complex.